Messenger RNA from Knipowitschia caucasica, 1572 nucleotides. The record is from the annotation of a GenBank genome assembly. NCBI's taxonomy places the organism in Eukaryota, Metazoa, Chordata, Actinopteri, Gobiiformes, Gobiidae.
AUGGUUCCAGUAUACUAUGGACAGAAGGAGGGACCAUGUGUGGCUCCAGAUCCAGAUAGUGUCAGAGUGUCUCACCUGUUUAUGCCCCGCCCUCAUGUGUCUCACCUGUUUAUGCCCCGCCCUCAUGUGUCUCACCUGUUUAUGCCCCGCCCUCAUGUGUCUCACCUGUUUAUGCCCCGCCCUCAUGUGUCUCACCUGUUUAUGCCCCGCCCUCAUGUGUCUCACCUCUUUAUGCCCCGCCCUCAUGUGUCUCACCUCUUUAUGCCCCGCCCUCAUGUGUCUCACCUGUUUAUGCCCCGCCCUCAGUGUCUCACCUGUUUAUGCCCCGCCCUCAUGUGUCUCACCUGUUUAUGCCCCGCCCUCAUGUGUCUCACCUGUUUAUGCCCGCCCUCAUGUGUCUCACCUGUUUAUGCCCCGCCCUCAUGUGUCUCACCUGUUAUGCCCCGCCUCAGUGUCUACCUGUUUAUGCCCCGCCCUCAGUGUCUCACCUGUUUAUGCCCCGCCCUCAGUGUCUCACCUGUUUAUGCCCCGCCCUCAGUGUCUCACCUGUUUAUGCCCCGCCCUCAGUGUCUCACCUGUUUAUGCCCCGCCCUCAGUGUCUCACCUGUUUAUGCCCCGCCCUCAGUGUCUCACCUGUUUAUGCCCCGCCCUCAGUGUCUCACCUGUUUAUGCCCCGCCCUCAGUGUCUCACCUGUUUAUGCCCCGCCCUCAGUGUCUCACCUGUUUAUGCCCCGCCCUCAUGUGUCUCACCUGUUUAUGCCCCGCCCUCAUGUGUCUCACCUGUUUAUGCCCCGCCCUCAUGUGUCUCACCUGUUUAUGCCCCGCCCUCAUGUGUCUCACCUGUUUAUGCCCCGCCCUCAGUGUCUCACCUGUUUAUGCCCCGCCCUCAUGUGUCUCACCUGUUUAUGCCCCGACCUCAUGUGUCUCACCUGUUUAUGCCCCGCCCUCAUGUGUCUCACCUGUUUAUGCCCCGCCCUCAGUGUCUCACCUGUUUAUGCCCCGCCCUCAUGUGUCUCACCUGUUUAUGCCCCGCCCUCAUGUGUCUCACCUGUUUAUGCCCCGCCCUCAUGUGUCUCACCUGUUUAUGCCCCGCCCUCAGUGUCUCACCUGUUUAUGCCCCGCCCUCAUGUGUCUCACCUGUUUAUGCCCCGACCUCAUGUGUCUCACCUGUUUAUGCCCCGCCCUCAUGUGUCUCACCUGUUUAUGCCCGCCCUCAUGUGUCUCACCUGUUUAUGCCCCGCCCUCAUGUGUCUCACCUGUUUAUGCCCCGCCCUCAUGUCCUUAGGGGAUGUAGUCAGUCUGAGGAGGCGUGGUCAGUCUAAAGGGGGGUGUGGUCAGUCUGAGGAGGCGUGUCUGAGGGGCGUGAUCAGUCUAAAGGGGGUGUGGUCAGCAUUAGGGGGUGUAGUCAGCCUGAGGGGGCGUGUUCAGUCUGAAGGGGGUGUGGUCAGCCUGAGGGGGUGUGUUCAGUCUGAAGGGGGUGUGGUCAGCCUGAGGGGGCGUGUUCCCCGUCUGAAGGGGGUGUUGGUCAGCCUGAGGGGGCGUGUUCAGCCUGAGGGGGCGUGUUCAGUCUGA